Molecule: messenger RNA, 1564 nt
Organism: Angiostrongylus costaricensis
Lineage: Eukaryota; Metazoa; Nematoda; Chromadorea; Rhabditida; Metastrongylidae
Source: the annotation of a GenBank genome assembly
GUACUGAGCUAUUUCUUCUAGUCUAACGAAAGGAACUAAAGCAACUAUUUUUAAAACGAAUUUAUCAGGGCACAUAGCCACCUACGACUGGGUGGAUAAGCUGGAAUCUGAUCGUCAUCGGCUCUACACGUUUAUCGUCUGGAUCGGCUACGCUGUUGUGCUCAUCACUUCAUCAGCUGCUCUGGCUCACUAUUUUUCACCACAAACCAUAGGUUCUGGUAUUCCGGAAAUGAAGACUAUCCUUCGUGGUUUUAUGCUGAAGGAGUACUUAUCGUUCCGUACGCUUAUCUUAAAGAUGAUCGGAUUAACGCUUUCACUUGGAAGUGGUCUACCGCUAGGCAAAGAGGGCCCUUUCGUGCAUGUAGCUUCGGCUCUGGCCAGUCAGUUGUCGCGGUUCAUGACCAGCUUCGAAGGAGUCUAUGUGAACGAGUCACGUUCUCAAGCGAUGCUGGCUGCUGGUUGUGCUGUAGGCGUUGCAUGCACGUUCAGUACACCUAUUGGCGGUGUUCUGUUCUCUAUAGAAGUCACAUCCACAUAUUUUGCUGUGAGAAACUACUGGAUGGGUUUUUUCGCUGCACUUUGCGCUGCCAGUACUUUUCGAAUCGUUCGAUUCGUCCUGAACGCUUCAAGUGAGACUGUAGAAGCUUACUAUCAAACUCGGUUUCCUGAAGACGCCUUUUACCUCGAAGAGCUGCCGUUAUUUGGGCUGAUUGGAUUGGUGUGUGGCCUAGCCGGUGCGCUGUUCAUUAAAGUUCAUAGGUCACUGCUCACUAAUUUAAACAGGUCGUCCUUUGUUAAAAAGUUUCUAGAAAAGAACUGGUUGUUAUAUCCGGUACUCGUAUCGUUCAUGACCUCAUCGAUCACCUAUCCAGAAGGAUUUGGUCAGUUUCUGUCAGGACAGUUUGCGCUCUCAAUCCUCUCAUCGACCCUGCCAAUCCCGGCCGGUAUAUUCAUGCCGGUUUUUAUAAUCGGUGCCUCGUUUGGCCGUUUGGUGGGAGAAUUGGUGGCUAUACUGUUUCCGAACGGAAUCCAUUCAUAUCGUAAACUUGGAGUCUACCCUGGAAUCUACGCCGUUGUAGGUGCGGCUUCAUUCUGUGGAUCCGUUACCCAUACUAUUUCUGUGGCGGUCAUCGUCUUCGAAGUCACUGGUCAACUAAUGCAUAUCCUACCGGUUAUGGUAUGCUUUCUUACUUCUAUAGCAGUUUUUGUUGGUAAUAUAGUUUGCGCGUACUUUCAACCAUCCAUCUAUGAAAGUAUUAUCAUCAUCAAGAAGUUACCGUAUAUUCGGGAAAUGUCAACUUGUCUCGACGUGUUAAACGCAACAACCGCUGAACAAAUUAUGGUAUCUGAUGUGAAGUUUAUUUGGAAAGGAAUCACCUACAGCGAAUUGAAGAAGCUCAUGGACGACAAUCGUGAAAUACGAUCAUUUCCAAUUGUUCUUGAUAAGGAGUCACGAGUUCUUCUUGGAUCUGUUAACCGGAAAGUUCUCAAUGACUCAGUACAAUGUUUGAUCGGUGAUCGAAUUCGACGUUUAGGUUGGUUUUCGUUGGCUGUUAAAGAAUAG